GCGGCAGGUUUUUUCUCCGCUCAUCUGGUCUCUAGCCACUACAACACAAAACACCACCGUCUGUUUACAAUCUCUCUAGAAGCAGCCGGGGGACAACACCAUUUUACAGUCAUUGUUUUUUUGUUUCAAUCAUCUGUUCUUCUUCUGAGCCCGAAACUGACUGAGUUCACGUCAAAUUGAACGGCAGAGAGAUUGUUUUUGUUUGAAUUUUGAGGAGAACUCCCAACACCUGCCUUUGUUAGCAAGUUAGCCUCGUGUCCUUAAAGGCUCCUCGUCCUUAAUUCUCUCUCUCUCUCUGUUAUAUUCUGGUUUGUUUUAUUUUCUUUAAUCAUUUAUUCAGUCAUACAGUAGUUGUAGCUAAACCCGUGCUAACGGAGCAGCUCUUUGUUCGUGCCUCGGGAAAAAACACACCAGCACCGCCGUUUCUUUCUCUGUUUUAUACUGUUGCAGUGAUGAUGAGGAUGAUGAUGGUGAUGAAGAGGAGACAGAGCUGAGAGCUGAGUGUGUGUGGUUGUGUUGCGUUCACAUUGGGAGCGGGCAGAACCCCCCUCCCCCACACACACUGCAUCCAUGUUCUCCCCCGAUCAGGAAAACAUCUCUACGUCGUCAACCAAAGUGCCAGUCAAAUAUGGAGAACUCAUUGUGCUCGGGUAUAAUGGCUCUCUACCCAACGGGGACCGGGGUAGAAGGAAGAGCAGAUUUGCGCUCUUCAAAAGACCCAAAUCCAAUGGAGUCAAACCCAGCACUGUACACGUAGCCUGCACCCCACAGGCUGCCAAGGCCAUAAGUAACAAGGAUCAGCACAGUAUUUCCUACACGUUGUCCCGUGUACAGACAGUGGUGGUGGAGUACACUCAAGACAGCAAUACAGACAUGUUUCAGAUUGGCCGCUCAACUGAAAGUCCAAUAGAUUUUGUGGUGACUGACACUGUUCCCGGGAGUCAGAGCAACUCUGACACUCAGACAGUUCAGAGCACCAUAUCUCGCUUUGCAUGCCGGAUCAUAUGUCAGCGAACGCCCCCUUACACCGCCCGCAUCUACGCCGCCGGAUUUGACUCCUCAAAGAACAUCUUCCUAGGGGAGAAAGCAGCAAAGUGGAAGACAUCGGAUGGACAGAUGGACGGUCUGACUACUAACGGUGUGUUGGUAAUGCAUCCUCGGCAUGGUUUCACAGAGGACUCCAAACCCAGUGUGUGGAGAGAGAUUUCAGUGUGUGGAAACGUGUUCACCUUGAGAGAGACACGGUCGGCUCAGCAGAGAGGGAAAAUGGUGGAGAAUGAGACUCAAGAGUUAGUGGACGGCUCUCUGAUUGAUCUCUGCGGAGCAACUCUCUUGUGGCGUACUGCUGAAGGGCUUUCCCGCACUCCCACUGUCAAACACCUGGAGGCGCUCCGGCAAGAGCUGAACGCUGCUCGUCCCCAGUGCCCCGUGGGUUUCAACACCCUCGCCUUCCCCAGCAUGCGGCGGAAGGACAUAGUGGACGAGAAGCAACCCUGGGUCUAUCUAAACUGCGGUCAUGUUCACGGCUACCACAACUGGGGUAACCGUGAUGCAGAGCGAGACGGAAGGGAGGGCCGAGAACGGGAAUGUCCCAUGUGCCGCACUCGUGGGCCAUACGUGCCGCUGUGGCUGGGCUGCGAGGCAGGGUUUUAUCUGGAUGCGGCUCCUCCUACUCACGCGUUCAGCCCAUGUGGCCACGUGUGCUCAGAAAAAACAGUGGUGUAUUGGAAUCAAAUCCCUCUUCCUCACGGAACGCACACCUUCCAUGCUGCCUGCCCUUUCUGCGCCCAACAGCUCAGCGGUGAGCAGGGAUACAUCAGACUUAUCUUCCAGGGGCCCGUGGACUAAGUACACCUGCAUAUGUGCUUUUACCCCAGUAACCCAUUUGACAAACAUUAGCCAGACAUUCUUUCUGUUGUUCCUAUAAUUUGAUUUUAUAAAGAUGGCAUUUUCUGUGCUCUCAGACUGUUUUUUCCUCGCUUUCUGGUUUGUAAGUGACCUUUAUACUGCUUUUUCGAAUACAGAGAAAAACUGAAAUAUAUAUUUUAAAAUAAAAAGAUUAUAAAAGCAAAAAAAAAAAGAAAGAAUAGACCUCUUCAGAACAGUAGAGCACAUGCACACCCACAUUUGAGCGUUCUGAUUGGGUGGUUCUGCUUGUCAUUUGAAGUGGUGGGCGUGGCCAUUACAGAUGGUGACUUGUACAGUGUUUAUUUGCUAACAGUAAUACUCAGCAUUAAAGAGGCAAUACACCAUCCAUGUAUGUUUAUAAUGAGCUUACAGACUAUCUGUAAGUCUAUCUGUACUCAAUUUAUUCAAUAAUUCACAGCAUUUCAUAAAACAACUACAUUUAGAUUCCAGAUAACUGUUUUCCAUGUCUAACUUAAUGUUUUUUUUAUUAUUAUUUAUACACUAUCAAUGUUUAUCAAAGAUAAAAAUUUAUAGGUGUGUUUUUGGGGAGUUAAGUUCUAAGUAACUGUUUUUUGUUUUUUCUUUAUUGUGAGUCUUUUCCUUUUGUAGGCUUUGCUAUUUUUCCUCAUUCUCAUAUAUGUAGGUAACAUAUGAUUGUGUGAGUGAAAUCUUCUCUGCAAUAGUGAACCAAUGAGGUCAUGCUCAGAGAAAUGAACUCCAGAAAGCUCAAGAGGCCUAAAAAUCUUCACCUCCCUUUAAGCACAGGCCAAAACCUCAUGCCCUUUCAGCGACUUUGCGCUCAGCGAGUGUUGCAAAAACGUGUCUUGAUAAGAUCCCUGUUUUCUGUUUGAGCCUUUCCUGUGUAGAUGACUGCCCUUGUUUGGAUAUUUUGGAGACACUGGGAAGUAUUUUCCAUCCGUAGUGCAAAAAGCAGCACUAACCUCUUUACCUCUUUUAUAGGUCAGUUUUAUUCUCUCUUAAUUUGCAAAUUGAGGUGUGAUUAGUUUUGUACUUAACUGCUACUGAGACCUUGAUUACAUUAGAAAGGGUCAUUUUCUCCUUAUGUUUAAAAUAGAUUUUAAACAAUAUUUUCAAAAUAAAUGACACUCCCCUGUGUGCAAGCAACUAAAGAGUUAAUCCUUAAAUUGCCAUUCAAAGUUUGGAGUCAGUAAGAUUUCCUAAAAUAGAGAGAGAGAGCAAAUUUAUUCAGUUAAUUGCUUUCAACAUUGACAAUAGGAAAUGUUUCCUGAGAACCAAAUCAGCAUAUUAGAAUGAUUUCUGAAGAAUCAUGUGACAUUGAAUACUGGAGUAAUGACUGCUGAAAAUUCAGCUUUGCCAUCACAGCAAGAAAUUACAUUUAAAAUAUUAAAUCUAUGAAAAUUUAAUCACAUAAACGCAGCUUUGGUAAACAUAAAAGAUGUCAAAAACAUUUUAAAAAUCCUACCGACCUCAAACUUUUGAACAGUAGUUUAUGUUUUUCAAAAGCCAUGAAUUAUUCUGUGGAACAAAGGUAGAUGUGUAUAGCAGUCCAAGCUGCUCUUUUCCAUAAAAUAUAAGUAGACAAUGACGUUUUAAUUGACAUGAUAAAACUUAAAUGUCAGUAUAUUCCUCACAAAGGUCCACUUUCAUUCUAUGGAAAAGAGCAGCUUUUGACGUUCUUUUAAACAUCUUUUUUUUUUUCUAUGGAAGAAAAUUAGUUUGAACAAAUUUCAGAUUGAUAGGUUGUUUCUUUCCAGCAAAUUUUAGGUCCUCUAACCUCUAUGUGUAUGUAUAUGUGUGUAUGAGUAUGAUAAUAUAUUUGAAUUUGUAAUGUAAUUUUUGACUGUUUGAUUUCAUGUACAUGCUGUCGUAUGUACUGUGCGAAUGUUAAAUGUGCUGUACUGUGUUACAUGUAAGAAUCUGGAGAGCAUACGUUGAGUCUGAAGGGUCGAGAAUCCCAGGAAUUUGUGUGAAGUGGAUUCUCUGCCUGAGGAGUCCAAGCUCAACUUCCAGAGAUCAUUCAGUUCCUGCUGUUCUGAACAGCACCCAGACAUGGCAUACUGGUGCAGGUUUCACCUCAGGGAGUUUCCUCCAUCCUGACCACCAGGGCAUGUGUUCAUGAAGUAUUUCAAAACCUGACAGCUGAUCUGGGGUCUGUUGCGUGUGUGGAGAUCUAGACCACACCCUGUCAAAGUGCUACAAGUGAAUAUGAAGCUUAAUCACGACACACACAUAAUAACCCCUCACCUGUUAUACUGUCUUUUUUUUUUAAUUUGUGGAUGCUUCAUUUGCAAAAUAAUUCUCUGUGUCCUGUGAGUAUGUUUUCCAAAUAUUUAGCAAACACAUUAGAUUUGUUAGACUCAUUUGUCUUUUUAAGGGCAUCGCUCGUUUGUCUCUGUAGAGACAGCGUGUGUAAAGGGCUUUUUUCCUUUUCAUUUUCUGUUUAUUUGAGAUCUUUGACAUGUCUUUGACACUUUGGUCUAACCGGUCUGCAUGAUCCUAGUGUGUGUGCAUGUGUGAGAGAGAGAUAGAGAGAGAGAGAAUGUGUGUUUUGAAAAAUCAGAAUGCAUAAAGGCAAAUGCUGAGAAUGUUUCUGAUCUACCAUUUUGUACCAACUUUAAACAAAUAAAAAUUUAAAAAGCA
This is a messenger RNA of Cyprinus carpio (common carp), 4530 nucleotides long. RefSeq names its product E3 ubiquitin-protein ligase pellino homolog 1-like. Lineage: Eukaryota; Metazoa; Chordata; Actinopteri; Cypriniformes; Cyprinidae. Gene Ontology annotation, biological process: regulation of Toll signaling pathway; protein K48-linked ubiquitination. Gene Ontology annotation, molecular function: protein binding; ubiquitin protein ligase activity. The record is from RefSeq and is a predicted model, not a curated record.